Molecule: messenger RNA, 2223 nt
Organism: Lutra lutra (Eurasian river otter)
Lineage: Eukaryota; Metazoa; Chordata; Mammalia; Carnivora; Mustelidae
Gene: PTTG1IP
Product: PTTG1 interacting protein
Exons: 6
Coding region: 103-645 (180 amino acids)
Biological process (GO): protein import into nucleus
Cellular component (GO): cytoplasm; nucleus
Source: RefSeq, a predicted model, not a curated record
GAGGCUCUUCCGGGGGUGGGGGGCAGACUGCUUAGCUCCGCCGCGGAGGUGGACAGUGGCCGCCUGACGACCGACCCACCCGGCCGAGGGCCUGCGGCCAGCAUGGCGUCCGGCGGCGCUCCCGGGCUGAUGCGGCGCUGGCAGCUGCUCCUCAGCGGCGCCGCGCUGUUCCUGCUGUUUUCGGCGGUCGCGGCGCAGGAGUCGUCCGGAGCGGCUUGCUCCCAGAACACAAACAGAACCUGUGAGGAGUGCCUGAAAAAUGUCUCUUGUCUAUGGUGCCACACCAGCAAGGCGUGCUUGGACUACCCCGUGAGCAGGAUCCUGCCGCCCAGCUCCCUCUGUAAGCUGAGCUCCGCACGCUGGGGCGUGUGCUGGGUGAACUUCGAGGCGCUGAUCAUCACGCUGUCGGUGGUGGGGGGAGCCAUGCUCCUGGCCGUGGCCGUGUGCUGCGCCUGCUGCUGCUGCCGCGGGAAGAGGAGCCGCAAGCCGGACAAGAGCGAGGAGAGGGCGGCGCGGGAGCGCGAGGAGCGCCGGAUCCGGCAGGAGGAGAGGAGAGCGGAGAUGAAAUCGAGACACGAUGAGAUCAGGAAAAAAUACGGUUUGUUUAAAGAAGAAAACCCGUAUGCCCGGUUCGAGAACAACUGAGAGCACCGCCCGCCCCCACCCCUGCCGAGGACACAGCACAUGGCCGCCCGUGCCCUGCGAGCUUCUGUCCCCUUCUCUAUAUCUGUUCUCAGUCACUUGAGACACUAAGUCUGUUGGGGGGUGGGGUGGUUUGGUUUGUUGCUAAUGUGAGGAGGAAAGGACAUUCCGUCACUCUUCUCCGUCACUAAGCCACCUGUGGGUGAGCAGCCCACCCCUGCCUUCCGUGCUGAUGGGGGAGGGGGGUGGGGAGGAUGGCACCUGUCCCUUGGCCGCUCCCCUUGAGCCCAGCGGCAUCUCCAGGUGGCUCGCAAACAGCACCAGGGUUCUGCGCACCUUGGGUCUGUGUCGCGUUUUCUUUCUUUUUAAAUAAUUCUUGGAUUUCAUUCUUCCACCUAAAACAUUCCACCAAAAAACUUACUGUCAAAGUUCAGACCACUUAUUGGAUAGUUUUUAAUUUGUAUCUUUACCAGAACAUCAAGAUUUUUUUCCCAGCGGAAGCCUGAAAGCUGCCUCUCUGGCCGACUGCCACCGGAACACCGAGCAUCGGGGUGUGGACAGCCGCGGGGUGUGGACAGGCUGCCACCGCCCUGCUCGCCUUCCUGCCCAGCAGGCUCUGUGUGCGUGAUGCUCCUGCCUGUCAGGCUGGCGGCACCGUGUCACUUGGGGACCCUGGGUUGUCCCGAAAGAGGGAGGGGCCAGGCACCCGCAGGCCCCUCUUUGGGGCUCUGCGCACCGCGGAUGCAGGGUGUCUGCCCGGUGAGAGGGGUUUCCACGUGUUCCUCAAACGAGCCCCAUCCCGGAACCCUGCUCCUGCGGCUGUGUGGGGAGGACUCCUGUGGAGGCCGCAUCUCAGGAGGCUGGCCGUGGCCUCCAGGCUCGCCUCUGUGUGGUUCCAUUCCCGUGAGAUCAAGAUCUAGGACUUCAGGAAACAGACCAAGCGUUUGCUGUCCAGGGCGGCAGCCGAUGAUGACGGGACUGUCAACAGCCUUUCUGAACUCUGAAAACAGGCCCAGGUGCCACAUGGCUUUGGAUUAGGAAGACAUUUGGCUUUGAGAAAGUGGGUGGACAGGAACAUAAAAGGACGUAUUCUGCUUUCACACUUGCGACCCUGCCGUCAGAGCCCGUCCCUCAGGCGUCCGGUGAAGUGCUGCGCCGUCCCGGAAUUCCCACGAGCGGGGAAGCUGACCUCCGCAAACUCUGUCGUCUCACCGACUUCUUGGGCAUUUGAUUGCAGUUUAAAGUACUAUGAUCCGUUCCUAAGUCUCUCAUAGCUGCUUGCAGACUUUGUCUUUCACUGUGUAUUCAUACAAGAAACUUUGUAACCGACUCCGGCAACCCUGCGUUAGCACAGCAGACUCGUAGGCCGCUGAGCCCCCGCUCUCCUACCGUGUAUGUAAUCCCGGCAGGGGGUGCGGAGCCCACAGCAGGGCGCCUCGAGGGCUGUCUCGGUCUAUGCUUUUUUCUGGAACAGGCCUAGAGCAGCCGUAUAUUGUAACCUCAAGGAAACCACGAAGCUCAGAGUGCCUUAGUUUUAACCAGUUUCCAAAAAACAGUUUAAUACACACUUUGUUCAAUACA